This is a messenger RNA of Phasianus colchicus (ring-necked pheasant), 1116 nucleotides long. The record is from RefSeq and is a predicted model, not a curated record. NCBI's taxonomy places the organism in Eukaryota, Metazoa, Chordata, Aves, Galliformes, Phasianidae.
AUGAAGAUCCAGGUAACCAUACAGACUCUAAACCUCUUGAAGUCAACAGGAAUCUCUGCAGAAUUUGAAUACUAUCCAAAGAUCCGUAAUGACAGCAGUCAAAGCAAUGGUGCUCACGGCCACUCGGAUAAAGCAAGAGAAGAGUAUUAUGCCAUGAAGAUACUGGACAAACAGAAGGCCGUCAAACUGAAGCAGAUAGAACACACACUGAAUGGAAGAAUAUUACAGGCAGUGAACUUUCCCUUCCAUGUAAAACUGGAGUGUUCCUUUAGGGACAGUUCUCAUUUAUACAUGAUAAUGGAGUAUGUUCCUGGUGGUGAAAUGUUCUCACAUUUGAGAAGAAUCAGAAGGUUCAGUAAACCACACGCACAGUUUCAUACAGCUCAGAUGGUGCUAAUAUUUGAUUAUCUCCAUUCAUUAGACUUCAUCUACAGAGAUCUAAAGCCUGAAGAUCUUUAGCAAGGAUACAUCCAGGCCACAGACUAUGGCUUUGCAAAAAGAGUAAAAGCAAGAACUUGGACGUUAUGUGGUUCUCCAGAAUACCUGGCACCUGAAAUAACUCUCAGCAAGGCUUACAACAGGGCAAUUGAUUGGUGGCCAUUAGGAAUGUUAGUCUAUGAAAUGGCAGCUGAACAUCCCCCAUUUUUGGCAGAUGAACUCAGAAGCACCAUGGAGGAGAGAAAGGAAGGGUGGAUCAGGGCUCUCCCACUCUGGGCACACAGAUGGUCACGUACUGGUUCAGGCUGUGACCUGGCAAUUCCACUUCACUUCCCAAGAUGAGUUUCUGAUUUUUUUUUGUACCUUUUUGUGCCACUAAUGGAACAGUGGUGACAGAAACAUCCACAAGGCCGAAAGACAUUCUAUUUUCUUACUUUCUGAAUCAGAAGAAUCAACUAACAGACUGAGAGCAGACAGUACCUGUCAGUACUUGCAGGAUAUUGGAGUCAGUGAGUGGCUAGUAAGCAGGACUUGAGACAGUAUCACUCUGAAGGACACCUGGUAUCAAACUAAAUGAAGUUCUGUCCAGAUCUUGAAGAGUCACAGAUGGGUUGGGGGCUGUCUUGUGAGUGGCACACAUUUUCUUACCUUCAAGCCAAUAAGUUAUCAUGUCUCCUU